AAGAGCACCCACUCCUCGUCCCCGCCCCGUGACGCACGCAGCACGUACGUUCCGCACCGCUAACCUAUUCAGUAAAUAGGUGUGGUCCGCGACCUUCCACCGACCGCUGCCACCAAAGCGGACGCACAAACGCACGUGCAGACACGUACACCACAUCGCCGCGGCCAUUACGCAUGCACAGUUUGUCAGUUUGGAUUCGGGCCCGAUCCUGUGUGCGCAUUCCAAUUCCUGGCGUAGUUCCGGUUCCGGGUGGCGAAGGGAGUAACUGGCCACCAUGCGUCUCUCCGUUGUCGCUGCCAUUUCUCACGGGCGAGUGUAUCGCCGCCUGGGCCUGGGCCCCGAAUCCCGCAUCCAUCUACUGCGCAAUCUGUUGACGGGACUAGUGCGCCAUGAGCGUAUCGAGGCUCCCUGGGCGCGCGUCGACGAGAUGCGCGGCUAUGCUGAGCGGCUCAUUGAUUACGGGAAGCUGGGAGACACCAAUGAGAAGGCGAUGCGCAUGGCUGACUUCUGGCUAACGGAAAAGGACCUGAUCCCAAAGCUGUUCCAGACACUGGCCCCUCGCUUCAGCAGUCAAACUGGGGACUAUACAAGGAUGUUUCAGAUUCCAAACCGUGAAAACCUGGACCGUGCCAAGAUGGCAGUGAUUGAAUACAAAGGGAAUCCCCUCCCUCCAUUGGUGCUGCCACGUCGGGACAACAAUCGCACACUCCUCAAUCAAUUACUUGUGGGCCUUCGCCAGGACCUGGAACAGAGGCCCCCAGCUUCUACUGCAUAAAGCCACAAAGGGUGUAGUUCAGAGCAGCACAGCCCAGAAGACUGAGUUCUUGUUGGGGUAUUCCAGUCUGGUAGUUUGUGAGGGCAAACAACCUGUAUCACCUUCCUAUCUCUGACUUCCCUGUAACUUCAGGGUCACUAUCUUCCCUUGUUACUAGGGAACCUCAGGCUAAGCCACACUGUGGACACAGGAACAGAGCAAGAGAUAAAUGCAUGUGUGGGGCAGGCCAUUGUCCCUGGAGUCAUUCUUUUUUGCCCUGAGGAAGGAAGGACUGACUGAUAGGCUUCAGUUUGUACAAUAGAUAGUUCCUAUACAGUU
Molecule: messenger RNA, 1093 nt
Organism: Phascolarctos cinereus (koala)
Lineage: Eukaryota; Metazoa; Chordata; Mammalia; Diprotodontia; Phascolarctidae
Gene: MRPL17
Product: mitochondrial ribosomal protein L17
Biological process (GO): translation
Cellular component (GO): mitochondrial large ribosomal subunit; ribosome
Molecular function (GO): structural constituent of ribosome
Source: RefSeq, a predicted model, not a curated record